CCGAUUAGGCGUCACUACUCUGGGCUACAAAUUCAUGAGUGCGCUUUUCUUUCCGGAGACCGUCCCGUCCCGUCAAGAGUGGUGAAACAGCCACUGUGACGCUCAAUGGGAACUCGUUUAUGAAGGACAAUAAACCAGAUGUCUUUUUCCACCUGUUUGGGUUGUGUAUAUUCGCGGUGUAAAGUUAGUGGAGUUGGACAAGCCGACCUGACGAACAUCGCUGUGCUGGUGGUGUUGUUGUUACCCAGCAGCAGCCAACAUGGCUGAGGAUGACAGUGAAUGGGUUGUAGAGAGCAUCGUUGGCUACCUGGGAAGUCCUGAAUGGGUCAUUCCUGUCACGGAUUUCAUCGAAAACAAAUGCACAGUUUUUGAUGACGAAGAUGAAAAUAAGUUAUCAUACACAGAGAUCCACCAGCAGUAUAAGAAUUUGGUGGAGAAGCUGUUGGAGAAUUACAUGCAGGAUGUUGGCAUCAACGAGCAGCAGUUUCUGGAUGCAUGCAGCUCUCCUUUUGCCAAAUCCAAAACACUGCAGUCAGUGUUCCAGCCAGUUCUGGCUACAGAUGACUUCCAGAUAUUUCGCUCACUGAUGGUCCAAAAGAACAUGGAGCUGCAGCUUCAAGCCCUCAGGGUCAUUAAAGAAAGGAACGGGGCCCUCCCAGAGUGCCUGACUGCUGGUGCGGACGUAAUGACAGAGUUGCAGGAUCAAGAGAUGAAAAUCCUACAGGAGGUUCUCAGAAAAUCAAAAGAGGAGUAUGAUGAGGGAAUGGCCAGGAAGCUGCUGUUAGAGAAAGAGGUUGGCUCCACCUUCAGCAGCUGCUCUGAUAAGCCAGUGGCAGAAAGCAGUGAAGCCCAGAAUACCACCUCUGCUCCGAGCCAACAAAGCAACGCUGCCAAAGCCAAAGCUGAGGGGAAAGGUGACAGCAGCCGCAGUAAUGGUCACCACGCCCCACUAGUGAACGGAAACACUACCACUGAAUUUAAUCUGGUCAAAGGCAAACCUGCCAAAAAACAAGAGAGCAAGACGGCUGCCCCUGCAGGUGGAGAUAAGAAAAGUGCAGCUAAGAGCAGCUCCACGUCUAAACCCACACCAGAUUGUGGCAGUGACGUUGUGGAGUCCAAAGUCCUUCCAGCAGUGAGAGCACCAGUAAAGUCCGGCGAACCCUCCGUCAGCCUCAGCCCUAGUACCAAGGAGCAGAGCAGCAGUCAGACUGCAGCCGAGGCGUGGCUGGAGGAGGCACACAGGGAGGCUGGCUUCUCUAAGCCAUAUACUGAGUUGUCAGUGUCUCAGCAGGAGCAGCUCCAGCAGAGGGCGGCCUAUCUGCGUCAGCAGCGAGACAAGCUGCAUGCAUUGAAAAAAGAACAGCAGAAACCCAAGCAGGUGACCGUACCAGAGGAGGCCCCCACCACCACCCCCACCACCCCGCCUGGCCUGGCUUGUCAGGAGGCAGUGGGGCAGUCCCAGAGGAAUGGGGCCUAUACCCCUCCUCCUCCUCCUCUUCCUCCUGCUCCUCUUCCUCCAGCACAACACUCUGCUAACUCCUCCAAACAGAAGGAGAUAUCUGCUGAGGAGAGGAAGAAGCUACAGAAGAGAAAACAUCUGGCUGACAAGCUGAAAGAGGAAGUGAUCAAGAAAUAACAUAGCCCCCCCCCCCCCCCCCCAAAACUGCAAUAUUCUCAUUUAUAUGCUAUCUGUUUACUCCGUUAAUCAAACACAUGGCUUCCUUUACACUGCCUCCUUCAGACAGAUGAUUCACUUUGCGUAACACAGAUCAGGUGUUUUCCAAAGAAUCACAAAAUGUCAGAGAUCUUCCUUCUUCAAAGUUAUUUUCAUUUCUGUCUACAGAGGAAGGUACAUCUUCUUCAUCUUCAUCUUUGGUUGUACCAGUAUUUUGGCAGUCUCCGCUCAUACGAGCACACCAAAGUAGCAUCUGUCUGAUUGAGCGAGUUCAGAAAAACCCACGGUAGUCAGGCAAUAUGCUGCCAGUGUUACUAACCUCGAGUGGAGAACUCGGAUAGCUUUUACUUUACAUCACUAGACGCAUCUGGUCUGUCCAAAGCGCUCCUUAUUUGCCACUGGGUGCACUACAUUUACUUAAUGCAAAAUAUAUGGAUAUAGCGCCCUCACAAAAUCCCACAUUGGAAUGAAAAAUGUGUUCACAGCCUGUACAUUACUUGCUAAAAAUCUUACAAUUUAGUGCUCCACUAUUGAUAGUGUAAAUGUUUAUUAUGCAACACUACGUGAUCCAUUAUUGACUGGAGUGAUUUUGAACAUAUCCCUGGGUUUGUUUCUCUGUAGACAAGUCAAAAAAGUUAAUAAAUGUGGUGAAACACAAACUCAACGUUGGGUACAACUGGCCUCGAGUUGUAUCAGUGAGUUAAUGCUGGGGACAGACUUAAUGGGGAGUUUCACGUUGAGGUGAAGGUAACAUUAGCUAGCACAAGAGUACAGUCUUGUCGUUAGCACCUCCAGAGGAAGAGUCAGCUGCUACAUCAUAAAGCUGAUAACACUCUAGCAGCUCAUCCGAGUCUAUUAGCGCUGUGGAAGUUGUCAAGAUGAACACACUGUCGUGAUUGUGAAGAGGCCAAGAGAACAGUGUGUUGCUUUCUACGAGGAAUGCAGUAUUUCAUGUAUGCUGUUUAAUAAAUCACAUUUUAUAGAAACAA
Messenger RNA from Sander lucioperca (pikeperch), 2664 nucleotides. It is a transcript of the gene cfap36, whose product is annotated as cilia and flagella associated protein 36. Gene Ontology annotation, cellular component: axoneme; ciliary base. The record is from RefSeq and is a predicted model, not a curated record. Lineage: Eukaryota; Metazoa; Chordata; Actinopteri; Perciformes; Percidae. Bases 260 to 1636 code for a protein of 458 amino acids. The transcript is spliced from 12 exons.